Erigeron canadensis is the source of this 1713-nucleotide messenger RNA. RefSeq names its product UPF0496 protein At4g34320-like. Bases 87 to 1223 code for a protein of 378 amino acids. NCBI's taxonomy places the organism in Eukaryota, Viridiplantae, Streptophyta, Magnoliopsida, Asterales, Asteraceae. The record is from RefSeq and is a predicted model, not a curated record. The transcript has a single exon.
GAAAUCAACAAUCUUUGACUAAAAGAUCCGGUUUUCCUCCCCACACUCCUCCAAACCAAAUUUCAUUCUGAAACCCGAAAACAUUUAUGGGUUGUUUCCUUAGCACAGACUCAAACAAAACCAAAACAUUAUCAUCAAAAUCGUCAUCAUCGUCAUCAAUGUCAAAUUCUGAGCUAAACCCAGAUCUAACUUCAUACCAAGAUGCUUGCCAGUCGGAUCCGGAGCUCCAAUCUUUUGACACAGCACUCCAAGACCGAACAAGCAGAGUCAUCAACACUCUCGCCGCCGGCGUUGAGGUCCGUUCACUUUCCCUUGACUCCCUCCGGGAAGUCACCGGAAGUUUACUUGAUAUGAACCAAGAAGUUGUUAAAGUUAUACUUGAAUGUAAAAAAGAUAUAUGGGAAAAUGACCAAUUGUUCUCAUUGGUUCAAGAUUAUUUUGAUAUUAGUAUUUUAACUAUUGAUUUAUGUACUUCACUUAAUAAUUGUUUGAAAAAUGCUAGAUCUAGUUUAUCUUUUUUACAAAUUGUUAUUAAUAAAUAUGAAGCAAAUACUACUAGUACUGUUCUUGAGGAGUUCAAAGAAUUUAAGGCGUUAGACGGGCCGUUUUCUGGCGAAUUCUUUGAGUUGUUUCAACAAGUUUAUAAAAAACAAGUUACAAUGUUGAAAAAAUUGCAAACCCAAAAAGGGAAAGUUGAUAAAAAGUUGAAAUCAAUGAAGACAUGGAGGAGAUUGAGUAAUGUGUUAUUUGUGGCAACUUUUAGUACUGUUUUGAUAUGUUCGGUUGUAGCGGCGGCGGUGGCUGCACCGCCGCUUGUGACAGCAUUAGCUGCUGCGGUUGCUGUGCCAUUAGGGUCCAUGGGGAAGUGGGUGAAUUCGUUGUGGAAAAAGUACGAACAUGAGUUUAGAGAUCAGAGGGAGAUGAUUAGUGCAAUGCAGGUUGGGAAUUAUAUUGUGAUUAAAGAUUUGGAUAAUAUUAAGGCGCUUGUUGACAAAUUGGGAGAUGAAAUGAAAGGUAUGAUGGGAAAUGUUGAUUUUGCGGUAACAGAAGAGGAACAGGAGGCGGUGGGGAUGGUGGUGGAUGAAAUGAAGAUCACGAUGAAUGUGUUUGCGAAAACAAUUGAGGAUUUGAGUGAACAUUCGGAUAAGUGUAUAAGGGAUGUAAGAAGAGCAAGGACUAUGAUUUUGCAGAGGAUUAUUAAGCAUCCUAGUGACUCACUUUAGACCUUUAGGCGUAUGUUAGCUGAUAUUUGAUUUCUAAACCUUGUGGUUCUGAUAGAUAUGUCUUCCAGCGUAGACAUGUUUUGUUAUGUAAAUGAUUUUGGGUACCUGUAUUCUGGUUGGGUCCCGAAACGAGAGAGCAAAUGCAAGAAAUAUGUAUAACUUAUGGAUGUUGUAGUGUUAUUUGUUGUGAGUUUGUUAUGCCAUAUUUGGCUUAAUUAGGAUGAUAUGGAUUGGAUGUUGAUCUGACUGGUUUGCUGUUUAGGUUGUAUGGUCUUGCGUAAUAUUUCAGCUUAUUGGCUUAUUUGUGUUUGUUCGAUAAGUAAUGAACCUGCUGAACACUUGGAUUGCUUUAUUGGCUUAUUAGGAUACCAUGAGACUAAGUGUUUAUCAUAAGCUCAUUCAUCUGCACUAUAACCCAGCUAUAUCUGUAUGCUGCUUCCUACAUCCUGUUCAAGAUGCAUUUUAACAAGACACUAUUCAAGUUUGGUUC